Messenger RNA from Sphenostylis stenocarpa, 285 nucleotides. NCBI's taxonomy places the organism in Eukaryota, Viridiplantae, Streptophyta, Magnoliopsida, Fabales, Fabaceae. The record is from the annotation of a GenBank genome assembly.
AUGGGAGGCGAAGAUAAUGUAAAGCAUCUUGAAGACUGCUCCGUUUCCAAUGCAUUGGGCACUUGGGUGUUCUCAGUUGCAGGAGCAUUGCUGGCUAUUCCAGUUGGGAUAAAGCGCAAAUCUCUGGCACCCCUUGUAUUUUUUGGCACCACAGGUACUAUGUUGGAUAUUAUCAUGGGAAUUAGUGCUUGCGAAAGGGAACACGCAGAGCGCCAAAUGAAGCUACUUGAAGAGCAAAAUGCUGCUGCUGAGACUUCUUUGGGUGAAACAAAAAUUGAUUCAUAA